Molecule: messenger RNA, 2560 nt
Organism: Exophiala mesophila
Lineage: Eukaryota; Fungi; Ascomycota; Eurotiomycetes; Chaetothyriales; Herpotrichiellaceae
Exons: 3
Coding region: 651-1460 (269 amino acids)
Biological process (GO): Ras protein signal transduction
Cellular component (GO): plasma membrane
Molecular function (GO): GTPase activity; GTP binding; GDP binding
Source: RefSeq, a predicted model, not a curated record
AAUUUUCCGAGACAUUCUAUUCACUAUCGACUACCACCUGCGACUAAAUGCUACUUGCUACUUGCUACUACCUCCCAUUACUACUACACGACGACAUUGUGCCAUAUACUGUCCUCUUGGUCCUACCAUUCCCUCUCGCCCAGUUGACAUUUCCCUCUGUCCAUCACACACACCCUUGAUCGUCAAAUCUCGAUAUUGACCUCACCUCACUUAACCCUCUAAGGCUCUACCCACCAAUCCCAAUUCCAACACUUGACCUCACCUGCCAGUGUCCCGAUCUCUCUCUAUAUCGAACAAAGCUGUCGCAUCCUGCCGCCGACCCUCAGUCCUCCCACAGUUCCAUUUCAUUCCCACUCGCAGUCACACGACCCCGGUCCAAUCCACCUCGAAUCCCCUCCUGCGCAUACUCGCAUGCUACAUUUCCACAAACUCCCGCGCCACACGAUCAUCUUCGUCUCACGCAGCGCCGACAGCCUUCCUACGACUGUAACCCUGUGACUUGAGCACUAGCACUUGUACUUGCUCCAACCCGCUACCUUUUCCUCGGCCUAUAUCUAUCGAGACAUUCAUUCCCGCAAAGUCUCUAAGAAAGAGUCACUUUCGACUCGCCUCACGGUAUACCCGGUGGCCCAUACCCUCGAGAUCUCGUCAUGGCCGACAAAAUCUCAAUCACAAUAUGCGGUGAUGGCGGAUGCGGCAAAUCUUCCAUUACCUUGCGAUUAGUCCGUUCACAAUGGACUUCAGAUUAUGACCCAACGAUUGAAGACUCAUACUCAGUCACUCGAACAGUCGACGGACUCAACUACUACUUGUCCCUCACCGAUACUGCCGGUCAAGAAGAAUACCGUUCGCUAUGGGCUGCUUCCAAUCUCCAGUCGGAUGCUUUCCUACUUGUAUAUGACAUCACCAAUCAUCAUUCAUUAGAAGGCCUCCAGUGGUUCCUUGACAUGAUUGAUAUUGAGGCCGAAAACAGACUCGAGGAAAAUGCUCGACUACUCCGAGAAAAAGGGACAAAGGUCCGAGGUCGCCGGGAGCUGGGAUGGAAGUCGCCUCCCAUCAAGAUCAUCGCUGGAAACAAAUGCGACUUGAAAGAUGCCAGAGUCGUCAGCAGCAAAGUUGGCUGGGAGUAUGCCAAAAGCAAAGGCUGUGGCUUCAUGGAGACCAGCGCCCGAGAAAUGGUCAAUAUUGAGGAGACUUUUGCAUUGAUUGUCCGCAGAGUGGUCGAGGCCCGCCGCCAGGGAGGUGGCGCAUCAGAUGUCAAUCCACAUCCCACACCGUUUGCAUCUUCAAAAGGUCACACGCCAAACGUCAGCGGGGCAGGCACAUCGACAUAUCAGCCACCCGGUACCAUGUCAUCGAAUCACCGCGAUCCUAAUCAACCACCCACUGCCGAAAAAUCCGGCUUUGAAGAUGAUGCCACCCACGUCCCCUGGUAUAAAAAGGUCUUCUGCUGUCGAUAGCCUCCUUUUCAGUCGACUCCACCUCCACCUCCAACUCCAGCUCCUCCACCUCCGCGCUUCCUGCAACACUGACAUGUACACCAUCGACAAGUCAACACUCUGUAUCAAUACUCUCUUCCUCGGCCUCUCGCCAGUCACCAACCCCGUGACAAUGCGUUGGUGACCCGAUCAUUUUCCAGGCUUCCGCCAUACUGGCAUACACUGGCCCCACCAUCGAGACAACCUUUUGUCCCAUUUGGUAACAGACGAGGCGAUCCUCACAAUUCCGUCCUCCUAUCUGCCAGCUCUUCCUCAUACACUUUCGAGCUGGCAACAGCGCACAACAAUUCCAUCUCUCCAAAGAAUUUCGGCCCCCCCUCCACCUCACGUCACGAGUUUCCUUGAUCUCUCUAUAAUAAAGACUAAAGAGUCUGGUUCCUGUCUAGAUGCUUCUUCCCGGCCUCUCGAGGCCACCAGUCUCUGUGUUUUUGUGCUUUACUAUACACUUUUCUCCCCCAUGUAUUUCAUCAAGGUGCAACCGAAAAUGGAGGACGGAAGAAUUAACAACAAACUGAGGUGGGGAAAGGAGGAAUUUUACCUAUUCGACGGUCAACUCGGGCCUGGGUUGGAACUCGUCAAUCAAUUAAAACGAGACCCUCACAUCGAUAAUGUCUCGCCGGCGGAUGCGAGAUUUGGUAAAAUGGCCUGGUUUUACAAGCCAUCGAUAUAUCUCGUGGCAGGUCAUCUGAUCUGGGUUGGGAAAGCUAGGGUCUUCGCAUCACAGAUUCCAAGAUCGGAACAAGUCAUCAUCAGAGGACAUGACAUACCCAAGGCGAGGGAGCGGGACCGGUCGUUCUAUACAAAGGAAGAAUACCGAUAGUUCCAUCCCAACGCGACGACAUACCGAGCUUACCACAUAGCCCGAGAGUAUGUCUGUCUGCCUGCACCUACGCCCUGCACCCAGAACUCAUCACCAAAAGUCUCGGUCUCUCAUAUGUAUCCCAGUCCGUCUUUGAUGGAAUACUAGUAUCUAUAUCUAGACCAUACCUAUCUAGACCAUUGACGCGACUUCUACAAGUAAGCAUAAAAAGCAUCAUAACCUGAUACAUCUAUCUAUAGAC